Molecule: messenger RNA, 6821 nt
Organism: Corythoichthys intestinalis (scribbled pipefish)
Lineage: Eukaryota; Metazoa; Chordata; Actinopteri; Syngnathiformes; Syngnathidae
Product: von Willebrand factor C domain-containing protein 2-like
Exons: 4
Coding region: 587-1249 (220 amino acids)
Biological process (GO): negative regulation of BMP signaling pathway
Cellular component (GO): AMPA glutamate receptor complex
Molecular function (GO): protein binding
Source: RefSeq, a predicted model, not a curated record
UGCAUGGGAUGUUGUCAUGUGGGCAGAAGAAGACGCAGGCGGGUGGGGGCGCUCUGCUCUCAUUAUCCCUUCUAACCAGAACGCAGGACUCAGUAGCUUUCCAGGGUGCUGAAAGUCGGAGCGUUCCCUCCUCUGUCUUUACUCCGAUCAAAAUAUAACCUUGAAACCAUAUUUCUUUUAUUUUGUCCGUUCACGUCGACCCUCAGUAAGGAUUUUUGUGGACUCUUCUGGUCGAUGGAUGUAUCCACUCGUGUAUGCGCAACAAGAGUGUGCUUUAAUAUUCAUUUGCACCUCUAGGGAAUACUGUAUUAAAAUUCAGGAUUUUAUUUUUUAAUUGGCUUUGGCUGACCGUUUGGACGUGAUAUGAGCUGAUCUAAGGUGAGUCGGCUCAGGGUUAAUUUGACGCAGAGCUACUUUAACAAGGACGUCAUGUCAACACGGAAUCACACGCGGCAAACGCAUGCAGUCUUACUUGAUGUGGCAAUGACGUUCGUAAUUAUAGCGUCGCGCGGAUACUGAGUGGACACCAGCGGUUUAGGGAUGUCAUCCCCUUGAAUCCCGGUGAAUCUUUACACCGCGGUGAAGGAUGGCUUCCGUCCUCUCGGCCGCCUUCGUCCUCUUGUUGGCCCUGAUCGGUCCCGUCGCCACGGUCAGUAACCUCGAGGAUUACGCCGGAGACGAGGCGGAGCGGACGGCCGGUGAAAACCUCGUGUUCGAUGACUACCGGGGCAAAGGGUGCGUGGACGACAGCGGUUUCGUGUACAAACUCGGGGAACGCUUCUACCCAGGCCACUCCAAUUGCCCCUGCGUGUGCACAGAGGACGGGCCGGUGUGUGACCAGCCCGAGUGCCCCAAACUUCACCCCAAGUGCACCAAAGUGGAGCACAAUGGCUGCUGCCCCGAGUGCAAGGAAGUUAAAAACUUUUGCGAGUAUCGAGGGAAAACGUACAAAAUUCUGGAAGAGUUUAAGCCGUCACCUUGUGAAUGGUGUCGCUGCGAGCCAAAUAAUGAGGUCCACUGUGUGGUGUCCGACUGCGCUGUCCCAGAGUGCGUCAACCCUGUCUAUGAGCCAGAGCAAUGCUGCCCCAUCUGUAAAAACGGUCCAAAUUGCUUCGCUGGCUCGACCAUCAUCCCAGCUGGAAUUGAAGUAAAAGUGGACGACUGCACCAUCUGCCGCUGCCACAACGGAGAUUGGUGGAAACCGGCUCAGUGCUUGCGGCGUGAGUGCCUCAACGGCCAGUCAUCGUAGAGAGACUCCAGUGGGGACUAAUGCACCAUUUUAUAGGUUCUGGAAGGAGCACAAUUCUGAAACAACCAGAAGAGGAACACUGUACAGAUACUGUCAGAAGCGUAGUGUGAUUCCACAGUUGAUGAUGGUUAUGAUGAUAGUGGUGUGGCUGUCUCCGGUCUUUUCCCACAACUUUUCUCUAAUAUGUACAGGAUUUGACUUGCUGCUGUCAACAUUUAAGAGUUGAACUUUCUUCACCGUGGGCAACGUGAAUUAAUCAUAAUGUUUGUUUUUGUUGUUCCUGUCAGACACGACCUAACAGCAGGAAAAGGGACUGCAAGCACAUGUCUGUGCUAGUUGUUUUUUCUCUGAGGAGGAUUAAAACACAUUGUCACAAAUUCACUUGAAAAGCUUGUUUACAGGAUGUAUGUCACAUUGAAAUGUGUAUUUCCAAUUACGGUUUGAAUUCACCUACUGUACAACACUGAUUGAUGCUAUUGUUCAUUAAAUUAGAUUGUAUUGAUUUCUGCUGAGUUGCAACAUAACAAAAAGUAUUAAAUGUGCCCUUUUAGGAAAAAAAAAUAAAAGUUGCAAAAUCAUAUACUGACAAACAUGUUGAGACAAGUUAAGGCUAGACUUAUUAUGUUUAAUAAAUGAUGAAAUGGUCAGUGUUUUCACACUUACAAUCAACACCAUUACCAGUAUGAGAAAUUGGCUUGUGCCUGUGAUUCUCUUCCUGAAACAAUUGCUUUUCCAAAACAUAUUUAUACAGUAUAUAUACGUAUAUUUAUAUAUAUAUUUAUAAAGGUAGUCCCCGGUUUAAGAAUGAACUCCGUUCCUGCGCUGGCGACGUAACACGAAUUUCUGCGCAAGUCGGAAUUAACUCUUUAAGUACCCUUAUUCUCCAAAUAACUAUCCAAAAACAUGUAUUAUACAUCAUAGUAAUAAAAUAAGGUAAAUAGAUAUUUUUCCCCGCCCUUAACAUCGAUCACACCAUACUUCUUACAACUGACAUUUAUUUAUUUGACACCGUCAAACUAUGAACACACAUUUAGAAAAUACAAUCAUGACAGAGUGUACGAUAAUGCUUUAAAGUAAAUCAGUAAGGAAAUAUUUGCUUACAAAAACACCUAAAUGGCUGCACAAUAAUGCUGAGGGAAAUAAGGUCCAAGUCUUGGGUAAUUCAAUGAGGAAAACAGCAACUAUGAGUGGCACCGGUUCCGCGGUGAAAACGAACGCUACUCAAAAAACUAGCAGGCUGAUAGCGAGCUAAUGGAGGGGUAUCACUGAGCCUGUGCUGUUUACCCUUUCUCUCUGCCUUCUUGUAAUGUUAAUUGGCGUUCACCCCCGCUUCCCAAUGUGAAAGCAACGCUCGAAAUCAAUAAAAAAGUAGCCCUGGCGUAACGUCAUACAAGUCCGAGUGCAACAAAGGAAAGCACACCGCAUAAAUAGUAUAAUGAAAUACCAGAUAUGCAUGGCAAUUACAGAUCAACCAUUUUAAUUUAAUGAAUACCAAAAUUAAAUGACAAAUAAUAUACUGUAUUUACCGUCAAUGUUGAGAGGUGGCGGACAAGACACGGUUACGCGAUGUGAAACAACAACAACAAAAAAUGACUGGAGACAAAAUGGCGGACGAAACUCACGCGUCCUAAAGUUGUAAUUACGUAAGUCGGGUACGUCUUAACGUGGGGAUUACCUGUAUAUACUAGUAUAUACAAGUAUAUAUAUUAUAUACUGUAUACAGUCUUGUGAAAAACUUGGGACACCCCAUUAAAUAUUCAGUUCUUUAUUAAGGAAUGUUUGCAUAUUAAUGUCUGAUCUUGUUUUUCCUUAUUUCAGGAUAAGAAAGUGAUUUAAUUGCAGGUAAACAACAAAAAUUAACAUUGUUUUACUCAUUAACCCAAUAUAAUCAACAAAAAUGCAUAUUCUAACAGAGGAAAAAGUUAGGACACCCUACCACCUCAUAGCUAGUGUUACCCCCUUUGGAUGAAAUAACGUCAGUGAGAUGCUUUUUGUAGCCAUCUACCAGUCUUUGACAUCGGUCUGAAGAAAGUUUGCCCCACUCCACAAUACAGAAUACAGUGGAAUGGCUGAUUUUGUAUUCUUUUGAGAUCUUUUGAAAUCCCGUAUCAGAGUCGUAGGCAUCUACAAUCUUCUUUCUGAAGGCCUCAGACUGCUCCUUUGAUCUCACCAUGGUGUUUUCUCUCACUUCAACAGUUAGGGGCACACCAAACUCAAUGUGAGGUUUAAAUAAGGCAUGCCUCCUUCAAAACACUGGGUAAUGAUGUUCUAAUCAUGUGCACCUGAUGUGAUACACUUGUGAUUUUAGCCAUUUUAAGUGGGAUUGAAUGUGGGGGUUUCCCAAUUUAUUCCUCAACAGAAAUUGCAUUUAUUUAAAAUAACAUUUCACAGAAAGUUACAAAAUAUCUUUUUUCUCCAAUUUUAAUUGUUUAGUUCUGUUACUUCAAUCUCUCAAGAUUAUUAAAAUUAAUGUUAAAUAUCCAUACGACCAAAUAUUAGAAAACACACAGGCUUCCAUAGGGAGUCCUAAUUUUUUCACAUGACUGUAUAUUACAUCCAUACAUACAUAUACACACUACCAUUCAAAAGUUUGGGGUCUAAGUGACCCCACUGUGUUUGUCUCUGCCUGUUGGUCUUGGGUUUCGUAUGUGAUUAUCACAAUAAGAUUACGUCAUACCUAGUUGUUUAGGAUUUUUAUUCUCUCAAAAGAAAAUGACUUCUGUUGUUACAUCAUUACAUUCUCAUCAUCAUGCUACCAAUCUUGUUUUGUCAGAGAAAUUUCUCACACCACCGUAGUAUUGAUACAGUAGGCUAUACUUACAGUAUAUCAAAUGAAAAGUGUAAGAUUGGGAAAGAGAUGGCCGAUUUUACAGAUAUUUACUACAGUCAACCUAAAAACAAAGUUUCUUUGUUAUUUAAUUGGAAACUCCAAUUUUGCUUUUUCAUAGAGGUGCUCCAAAUAUGGCCACAAACCAAAUGUUUUUACUUGCAAACAAAGUAAUUAGCGUGCCAAGAGCAGCCUGCUUCUAUUCCCCUUGAUCAAGCGGUUUGCAGAGUUUUAAAUCCUCCAGCUGGGUGCUUGGCAGUGCUGUAGCCUGCAAGCAGGGGAGCAGACAAAAGGGGGAAUCUGCAAAUGCUUUUAAGCAGCAUUAACAUGCACAUUGUCAUCCUGAGUAAUCACUAGCACUCAGUUCCUACGUGUAGCUUCACUGGUAAAAAUGUAUCUGUGGACUUUCAAAAUGCUAAAUAUUGUGCUCUAGCUAUUCUGUUUAAAUAACUUCAAUGUGGUGUAUUAAUGAUUGGAUGAAUUUUUCAUUUGACUUUACAGUACACUGGUACAAUAGUCCAAAUACCUCAUGAGAGUAGUUUUGUUAAUGCUUCAAUGCUUUAGCAUUGGUAUUACUGUCACUCAUCGCAAACCCCAACCAAGAAAAUAAUCAAAAACACUUCAUGAAGCAGCCUUACACCAUUUGUGUGUCCAUAUGGUUGUUAAGUCACUACACUAUACUUCCAAAUUCAUGGAGGAUGACGAAGAGAUGGCUCUUCAGCCAGAGACAUUCAAUUAACUCUUGGCCUAUCUCACCCCAGCUACAAAGUCUCAUGCUUACUCCAUUUUGAGUUUUUCUGCCUCCUGCGUCCUUCAAAAUGACUUCUGUGGAUAUAAGGAACAAAGCUUGUCGGAGCUAGACUUUUGCACGGUUUCAUGAAAUCAGCUGGGUUCAGGUAAGGUUCACAACCCAAUGUUUUUGACAUGAGAAAUACUCACCAGCAACUCAGCCUUGCUGUCCAGUAAAGCAGUCAUAUCAUCUAUCAUCAGAGCUCCCCCAUCCAAAUAAUCUCUUCCUGCUAACCUUUGAGAGCCUUUUCUUGGCUGCUGAUGGAUGGUCCACCUAAUAGCAGCAUUUGGCACCUUAUAAUUAGAUAGUAAUGAAAAUCAGAUAAAGACCAAUGACUUAUGAAUGGUUGUCGUAUCAAGGUGCAGCAGCAAUUGGUAGGUUAAAUCUUGGGCGCAAAAACUGAGCUAACGUCAUAUCCAUUAUUAAGCAGCUGUGAUUUAAAGUCUUUCCGGGCGGAAAGACAAGAGCCCAUCCAUCUGGCUUGAGGUAUGAAGACACCUUUGGUUUAUCAAUCACAACCAUAGCACUCCAGACAUCUUGAGACUAAUAAACAGUUAUUUAUCUUCAUUAUACAUAUCGCAGCCUUGUUAGAAUUCUGUCCAUGUGUAUGUGCUCGUACAAUUUGGAGUGACUCUACCGAGCAGCAAGAAAAAGGACUGUGAGCGCUUGAUGAAAAGAAAAGGCUUCGAGACAUUGCUCUCACCACUGAUGCCUUUUCGUUCUAAAAGGAUAAAUGAAGGUUGCUCUUUGGUGUUGUGGAAAAAGCACAAAAGGCUUCAACGUUAAUAAGCAUCCAUUUUACUCCACUGGAAGCCUUUCAGACCUGGCUUGAAACGAAAACAGACUGGACCCCGGACCGUCAGUGGACAGUCAAUUAAAAGGCCGUCGCAAAUGGCGCAGUGAGUCAACGACGACAAAACCAAUGGACUUUCUGUGUCCAUUUCACUAUAACUAUAUUGGACUGUAGAUUCAUAUGUAAAAAUAAGAAUGUUUCUUUGAAAAAAAUGACAUUUGUUCAACUAAAACAGUAGAUUCAGUGUUGACAUAGACCAGGGAUCGGCAUCCCGCGGCCCCUGAAGCCAGAUGCGGCUCUUUGAUCACUCUUAUGCGGGUCAGUUUUUUAAUUUAAUACAUGUAUACUUCAUUAAAAUUUAUUCUGGUGCUUUCGAGAUUUAACAAAGAAGUUCAACUGCCCUAGAGUAAGCAGAUCAAGUCAGGUUCACUGGUUUGUGUGCUCGAUAGCAUUACACUCUCACAGGUCAUGAAUUCACCAACUGUGUAAAGCAGGGGUCUCUAAACCAGUCCUCGAGGGCCGCUGUGGGUCCUGGUUUUUGUUCAUACUGAUCAAGCACAGACCUUUUAACCAAUGUGGUUUCUACUAAAACAAGCAGCACCUGACUGCAAUCAACUGAUUACACUUAUAAAACCCCAGAUUGGUGACAAGGUGUGGUCUUGUUUUGUUGGGAGUGAAAUCCUGCACCCACUGCGGCCCUAUGUGGAAUAGUUUGGAGACCACUGGUGUAAAGUCAAGGUUGCUGCUCAAAAGUACAUACCUGCAAGACUUUGCGCCAUUAAAAGGUGCAAAGACGUGUGGGCAAGCGUGACUUUACUUUGCUCACUCACGGAGGUCAUGAAUUGACCAACCAAUGUAACCAAUGUAAAUUAACGGUUGUCACUUGGAAGGUGUACCCACAAGUCUUUGCACCAUUUAUAGGCAUAAAAUUUGAAUAAAAAUUAAGAGGAUCACUUUAAGGGAGCAGGACAUAUGCGGAUUUUGGGUGGAAGGGGGGCAAUGGCCCCCAUGGUGGCCCAAAAAUUAAAUUUCAUUUAACUGACUUAUAUUGACCUAUAUAUCAAUUUAAAACACAUACCUAGCCGGUAAAAUGCUGUCUACUUAUAAAGCAAUAAAACAACAAAAAUGAAUGAAAUAAACAAGAAUCCUACAAAGUAUUACA